This is a messenger RNA of Kockovaella imperatae, 2100 nucleotides long. RefSeq lists its product as hypothetical. Gene Ontology annotation, biological process: double-strand break repair via nonhomologous end joining. Gene Ontology annotation, cellular component: nucleus. The coding region runs from base 1 to 2100 and encodes 699 amino acids. Lineage: Eukaryota; Fungi; Basidiomycota; Tremellomycetes; Tremellales; Cuniculitremaceae. The record is from RefSeq and is a predicted model, not a curated record. The transcript is spliced from 14 exons. Gene Ontology annotation, molecular function: DNA-directed DNA polymerase activity; DNA binding.
AUGACAGCCACCAUGCCUACUGUUCCCACACCCAGCAAUGCCACACCAGGGCUACCUGAUCCGUCUUUGAAGCACCUCAGAACCGUCACCCUCGAUACUCCAGCUCAUGUCGCUUCGCCUAUCGAUACUCCAGCUCAUGCCGCUGCGCCCAUCGAUACGCCCGCUGCUGCGGACCCAGCUUCACCCGUACCCAUCGGGAAUUCACCUUUCGCUCAUAUGCGCCAAAAGAAGGAAUAUCAGACCCUGACCAGGCUGUUUGAAAGCUUCACCAAGGAUAUCUCCAAGUCCGAAAUCAAGAGUGAAAAGGCUGAGAGCAAGGGCAAAGGCAGAUCCCGGGUGAAACCUGUUGUUGACCCUUUGGGAUCACUGUUCCAAGGGCUCAGAUUCUGUAUCCCGCCAGAACUUGGUCCAGCGUCCAAGCACGAUCAGCGAUGGAGGAUCAUCGCAAGCCUUGGUGGUCGAGUUACGCUGCAGCCCGAUACUGCCAUCACGCAUGUCAUUCACGAUCGCUCCUCCCCAUCAAUCCUCUGUCAACAGCUCGGAAUAAGAUCACUGACAGACUUGCCUAUCGGUUGUAUAUGCGUCAAGUGGGACUAUGUUGCGAGAUGCAAAAUGGCCGGGACUAUACUCCCGCCAAAGGCCUGGCUGAGCUUUCCGGAGACUACAUUGACUCGCCAGGCGACGUACAGGACCACGACCGCUGGAUCAACUCGCGUAAGCGACAUCACUGCGUCACGAACCUCAAGCAUCAAUCGGAAACGACCUGAGACCGCCUCGGAUUCCGACACAGAGUCCUCGAAACGACCUCAUCGAGGACCAGGGCUCCGAACUGCGUCAGCGCUACUCAGUCGCAGUCGACGAGACCGACAGAUGGAUGUCGCGACCAAUCACACCUUACCAUCGGGACUGGGGUGGGAGGACGCGCCAGAAGGCGAGGCAGAUGGGUUGGAUGCAUUGAUUUCAGGCGUGAAAAACGGCACUGCGAGUGAUGACGAGGUGGGCGUCCCGAACCGAUUAGAAUCGUCGGUAGGUCGUGAGGCGAAUCCCGACCGCCGGGGCGACUUGUUCAAAUGCGGACAAGCUCAUGAUGGAAAGAGCGGUAAAGGUCCAAAUGAGUGGUUGGCCAGCAAAUUCGAUGACAUGCACACGAUGUACUCAGGCAUGAAGGGAAAGAAUGAGUUUGCGAUUCGGCAGUAUCAGCAAGGUAGGGCGCUGAAUAUGGCAGGCACGACCGAUCCCAUCACCUCUGGCGCCCAGGCCAUGAAGAUCAAAGGAAUUGGACAAAGCAUUGCAGACAGAAUCGACGAAUUUGUCUCUGGCACCAAGGGUCGUCAGUUCUACGAGAACACCGAACAGGUCCAGAUCAUUGCUCAAUUCCGUAAGAUAUACGGUGUCGGCGCGACAUUCGCCACGGAGCUAUAUAAGCGGGGUGCUCGGAGUAUAGACGAUCUGAGGACGGGUGAAUAUGGCUUGAGCGGUGGUCAGGCGAUUGGCGUGGAGCUGUUUGACGAUCUCAACACGCGCAUACCUCGCGCUGAGUGUCGCGAGAUAUUCGAUCUGAUCCGGGCGGAAACAGAAUCCAUCGAUAAGAAAGUCUGGAUCGAAAUUAUGGGCUCCUACAGACGAGGGCAAGAGGAUUCAGGCGAUGUGGAUAUUCUCAUCACUCGACAUCCGGAAGACGGGUUGACCCACGCUGGAGUCCUUCAGCGACUCGUCAGUGGAUUGAGCAAACGAGGGAUCAUAACGCAUGACCUGUCAAUCCCACACGACUGGAUGGCUUUGGAAGCCAAGUGGAUGGGUAUCUGUCGAUUGCCUCCAAAUGGGAAAUAUCGCAGACUGGAUAUUCUUUGUAUUCCGUUUGAGCAGUGGGGAGCGGCUCUGAUCUACUUCACGGGGAAUGAAAUCUUUAAUCGAAGUAUGCGUCUGUACGCCCGUAAGCGAGGGUACAGCUUGAAUCAGCGGGGUUUGUCACAUGGUGUCAUACGGGGUAAGGACGGGCUCAAGUUUACAGAGGGUGAAAUCAUCGCGUCGAGGACCGAGCAGGAGAUCUUUGAUGUAUUGGGACUUCGUUGGAGACAUCCACAUCAUCGUCGACCGUAA